Arctia plantaginis is the source of this 204-nucleotide messenger RNA. The record is from the annotation of a GenBank genome assembly. Lineage: Eukaryota; Metazoa; Arthropoda; Insecta; Lepidoptera; Erebidae.
AUGGUCACAGUAGUGUGCUGUCGAACGCGACACCGCGACACCCAUGAUGUAUGGAGACAGGCGACACUUGCUCUCACCACGCCGGUGCUGUUACCUGCCAUUUCGCGUCGCUCCAUCAAUAUAAGAUCUGAUACUCUUAUUUGGGCCAAUUUUGCUGAUGCAAAAGAGCACUUUGAAGAUAUAAUAUCACUAAAAAACGCUUAA